AUGUCUGAUCUCAAAGCCUCGGUGGACGCAACGCCCGCCGGUUUCCAUGUCGAGGGUUAUGAGAAGAUCGAAUAUGACUUCACCUUCAUCGACGGAGUCUUUAACACGAAGCGAAGUGACCUCGCCGACUGCUAUACGCGGUGGGGGCGGUGCCUCGCCGUUAUGGACUACAACAUCUUCAACCUCUAUGGCGAGCAAAUGCAAAAGUACUUUGAUCACUACAAGAUUGAUCUGGAUAUUCACAAGACCAUGAUUGGCGAGAAAGCCAAGUCCAUUGACACUUUCUUGAGCAUUGUUGAUUCCAUGAACAAAUUCGGAAUCUUCAGAAAGGAACCUGUACUAGUCAUUGGAGGUGGACUGGUCACCGAUGUUGCCGGUUUUGCCUGUGCUGCCUAUCGCAGGAAUACAAACUACAUCCGCAUCCCCACAACUGUUAUUGGGCUGAUUGACGCAUCGGUGUCCAUCAAAGUCGCCGUCAACUAUGGCAACUACAAGAACCGCCUAGGUGCCUAUCAUGCACCAAUGCGCACGUUUCUCGACUUUACGUUUCUGCGGACUUUGCCAAAGGCUCAGAUCCGCAAUGGCUUUGCGGAGCUGAUCAAGAUCUCCACGUGUGCCCAUCUACCAACUUUCGAGCUCCUGGACAAGUAUUGCGAGCAGCUGAUCGACUCUGGAUUUGGUCGCUGUGAUGGUGCACCUGAAGAGGUGCGAAAGGCAGCUGACACCAUCAACCGGGCUGGUAUCCAUGAGAUGCUCAAACUUGAGACGCCGAAUCUCCAUGAGAUCGGCCUUGAUCGAGUGAUUGCAUACGGCCACACAUGGUCUCCAUUGCAUGAACUGGUUCCAGAAGUUCCGCUCCGCCACGGACAUGCAAUUUCAAUAGAUAUGGCCUAUUCGGCCACGUUGGCUAAUAUGCGCGGCAUCCUGAGCGACGCGGACCACGAGCGGAUUUUGCGCCUCUUUUCGCGCGCAGGGCUGUCCAUGGACCACCACCAAUUCGACAAAGAAAUUCUCGAUAAGGGUACCAAAGCUAUUCUGAGAACUCGAGAUGGAAAGCUGCGCGCUGCAGUGCCCGCUCCGCUUGGGUCGUGCAUCUUCUUGAACGAUGUGUCCAUGGAUGAAAUGUACGCCGCUCUCAAGCGCCAUAAGGCGCUGAUGAAGAGCUUUCCUCGCAAUGGCGAAGGUCUCGAAGCUUUCGUUGACGCCAGCGACACUGGUUAUACGGUGAACAACCAGCCGGUGGAAAUGAAUGACGCAUCGAACGGUCUAAAGUCUUUGAACGUUCUGAACGACGAUGUUCACAAGAACAGCAUCCACCCCAACGGUCAUAAGAACGUGGACGGAAAGAUGACAAACGGUGUAUUGACCGCCACGAAACAUGCGUCGGAUCCUGAGAAGGUCAACACCUUGAUUGAGGGUAUCAGAGGAAAUGCUAAUGGAGAUGGGGUCGCUCACGAGUUGAACGGUUGUGGCAAAGCAGUUGAAGUUCGGUAA
Messenger RNA from Fonsecaea erecta, 1494 nucleotides. RefSeq lists its product as hypothetical. Bases 1 to 1494 code for a protein of 497 amino acids. Gene Ontology annotation, molecular function: 3-dehydroquinate synthase activity. The record is from RefSeq and is a predicted model, not a curated record. NCBI's taxonomy places the organism in Eukaryota, Fungi, Ascomycota, Eurotiomycetes, Chaetothyriales, Herpotrichiellaceae. The transcript is spliced from 5 exons. Gene Ontology annotation, biological process: antibiotic biosynthetic process.